Messenger RNA from Achroia grisella, 1827 nucleotides. Its product is annotated as ninjurin-2. Gene Ontology annotation, biological process: cell adhesion; tissue regeneration. NCBI's taxonomy places the organism in Eukaryota, Metazoa, Arthropoda, Insecta, Lepidoptera, Pyralidae. The record is from RefSeq and is a predicted model, not a curated record. Bases 113 to 586 code for a protein of 157 amino acids. The transcript has 3 exons. Gene Ontology annotation, cellular component: membrane.
ACCGCAAAACAUUCGAUUUCUUACAUAGUUUUGACUAACCGUUUCAGUAGACUUCGACACGCGAACAAACAAACAUUAUAAAACUAUAUUUAAGUGUAAACAAUAAUAAAUAAUGGCAGGGGAAACGGAGAAAAUUGAAAAUAGUGACGCUAGUGAAAAUCCUACAGUGAAUAUUGAAGAUAUAGUUUAUAUCGGACAAAAUGCACCUACGGAAAUUGUUAGCGACGAUGUCAAAGGGCUGGAUGCAAACAGGUAUGCGACAAAGAAGACGGUGGCGCAGGGCAUGCUGGACAUCGCCCUGCUCACUUCGAACGCAUCUCAGUUGAAGUACGUGCUGCAAGUCGGGCCCAAACAUGAGUUCUACACUCUACUCGUUGUACUUAUUUCCAUAUCAAUCGUCCUUCAGGUGGUAUCAGCCUUAGUGGCGCUAGUGUUAGGCUGCAUUUACAAUAUAAACCAUCAACCUGACCAUCGCGUUGCUGAGAUAUUAAACAACAUUACAUUGGGUUUCAAAUCCGUCGGCAUCGCCCUGAAUAUAUUGAUCAGUGUGCUUUAUUCCUCUGAAGUUGAUGAUAUUAUAGUGUAAUUUAAUAUUUUAUAUAUGUUUACGUUUAUUAUUUAUUGUUUACCUUAUUUUUGUAUCUAAAUAUAUUUAUUUAUAUAUGUAACAGCCUCAGUGGUCUGGCGUUUCAGCACCGUCUUACUUCCGAUGGUUGCGGGUUUGAUUCUUGAACGGUACAAAUAUUUAAAUCCAUAUGACUGUUUGUAUUGUGCUGUUCUAUUAAUGUAUAUUAUUUUUAAAAUUUGUUUUGAUAUUUCUAUUAUUAUUAUUAUACUCCAACCUACCUAAUACUAAAUAAUAAUUCGAUUUUUUGUCCACUAUUUUAUAUUAGAUAAGUAUAAGUGUAAUAUAAAUACUUUAUUAUAUUGGUCAUGUUAAUUACCUCAAUAUAUUUUGCCAGUACGGUCAACACGGCAGUGACAGAACGGUUUUCAAUUUUAUUACUAACUUAAAUUUUAGAAUCACAAUGUCUAUACCAUGUGCGCUGUUGCAUGAUGAGGGUGACAAUUUCGUUUCACACAUGAAAGUUGCCGCGAUUUACAAAUUAUGAUUUAAUAUAUCAGCUGUACCACAUUCGUGAUAUAUUAAAUCUUUGUAGUAACUUAAAUUUAGCAACUGUUAAAUAAAGCAACUGUCAUCCGCACCAUGCUACAGCGCACAUAGUAUACCUAAACAUACGAUAUUACUAAUUCCAGUAACAUUGUAAGUAGUUGUUUUAAUAUUAUUUUUGUUUUAUUAGAUACUUCUUAUAGUAGGUAAAAUGUUAACUCUUUCAUCGGUAGGUCGGUGUUAUUAUUUCUUUAUUAGGUCCUCACGUACAUUAAGUCGUUUUGGUACUCAAGGGAUGAUAAUGGAAUUGUGCAUUCCCUUGCGCUAACGGUAUACGCUGGUGUGGAGUGGAGUAGAAUAAGAUGAGUAUGUGGUCAAGUCAGUUAGCACAUCCUGGCAAAUUCAGCAGAAAUUUAACGUGAAAGUUUCCAGAGGGGACCGCGUGGAGGUCAACCUGAUAUGAUACAUUACUAGCAAUGAGAUUAUUAACGCAGAUUACUAACAAUCCCCUUCCCCCUUUCUUUUGGUACUGGUGGACUCAUAUUUCAUGUAUAUUGAGGUAAUUGUAAAGGACAGUUUGUACGUUCAGUAUCCACUAAGUUAGCAAUUAGAAUAAGUAAUGAGAAAAUAAUAGGGCUAACAAUUUAUACAUAGAUACAUGUAUCACUUAGUACCUAAGUAUGUAAGUUAAUUUAUAAGACUAAUUAUUCUAUUAA